UCCAAUCUAAUGCUUCAUUGAAUUUGAAUUUAUUUUCACAGGCCUUUUUGUGCAUUUAGAAGUCCUUAUCGUAGGUAUAGAAAAGCCUUGAUCAGGCAUAUCCAUGAAUUGCAACGAACCGCCGGAGGUGUUUUCUUUUUACGCGUUUUUUCUAGUAGUGCAUACGUAUUUUCUGUAGCUUCCUUCAAGCAUAAAACCCCCAAGCCAUGUCGAAGAUCAUCGCUGCCCCCAAUGACGACCAAAACCAGGACGUGUUCCCGGUGGCUCGGAUGAUCCAGCAACUGAUGAAAGAUAACAACACGCCAGACGCAAAGAUCGAGCAGUUUGAACAGUCUUUUGUCUCGGAAAUCGAGAAAGACAACGGGUACGCCAUCUUCCAGCUCUUCGCGGAACAAUGCGACCUCAUCGUCACCCAGCAGGAAAAGAAGCGAGUAGGGGGAAGCAGCAUCGGCAGCGUGCAGGAAAAGGUAUGCUGUGUGUUGGUGCUUAUUGGCAAUAAACAGGUUUUAUUUUGUUCCAGUGCUGGUUUGUGCAUUCAGUUUCAGAAUGGCAGUACUGGAGCUUUCUACAACUAGUAGGACGGCCAGGACGUGAUAUUUCGUGCAAGAUAUUGCUCUUGGAGCAGUGCCUGCUGUAUGUCUAUUGCAUCACUACACCCACGUGAAGAGUUAUUUACGAAAAACAAAAUAACAGAUCGAGUGCUACUUUUCAACGCUGAUCUACAUGCUCGGGAAUGCUAUGGAUACCGUCCCAAAACUCCAAGCCGCAGUUUCGAAGGUAUAUUAGGUUUUUUUUACCCUGCAGUUGUGCCCUAUUUGACGUGGUGUGCAUUAGAAAUUUGUUUUUACUCCGACAUUAAUUGCACGAUAGUGCUUGAUGAAGUUUUUUGUUUUGCUACUUUACAACUUGUAACAUAUCCAUUUUCAUUCUCUUGAAUUUGACAACACUUCACGUUCGCAGGUCGUCGAGCUGCUUCUUUCCGGACAGGAAUACCCUCAGCUUCGAUUGAAGAUGCUGAUGCAGACAUACAACAGUAUUCCCAUCACAGGAGUAACUAUGCAAGAAAAAAUAAACUGUGUUUACGUGUAUUAAGUAUGUGAUGCAGAAACUGCAAAAAGAAUAGGGAUUACAGUUCUUGUCAUGCAAACCACACCAAUGAAGUUUUCAUUCUCUUGCCAUGUCCGCGUGCUGUGCACGAGCACGUACUAGCCAUGUAUGACAGUUCUACAUUUUCCCUGUCUUGAAGAGCAAAAGAUGUGUCAUCCUGUCACUCCAAGACGCCUACACGACUAACACAGUGCUUUCCUUGGAUAGUAGCAGCAGAAGUCUCCAGGAAAAUUUUCUUCGGCGUCUUGAACUUCGCAGCGGAUAACGAGCUCUUUCACGUAUUCAAACAAUUGUUUGUGUUGCGUAAUGAUACAAUACCGAGAAUCGAUUAUGUGGGUUUGUCAUGCAUGAUAGAGAUAGAUAAUGAAUAUAGAAAAAAACUAUCCAUCAACAGGAAAUGGUUGUGUACCUGAAUGAUUUCGAAACGUGGAUGAGCACGUGGGCACAGCAUCUGGAAGACAAUGAGGAUUUCAACGCGGAGGUAUCCUGAGUAAAAACGUACCCACGCCAGAGUUGUAAUGCAGAUUUGCAAAGACGGGAAGACUUGUAACGCGCAUCCCGAUGAGAGCCAUUUCUAAUCGUGUUUUGGAAUUUGUGAUGCUGUGAACAGGAUGAGCAGAUGAAUCUGUGAUGCGGCUGCACUUGCUAACCUGCACUACACUGCAUUGUGUGGCUUGUCAUGCGUGACUCACAAAACUCCUAGGGUUGUGUUGCAAAUAAAUCCCCAUCCUGACUCUGGUGUGGGUACGUUUUUACUCAGGAUAGCGGGCAGACAAGAAGGAGCUCUACCAUCUGAUCGCCAUGCAAAUCCCGAAACUGAAGCCCGAGGUCAAGCUCUCCAUGGCGUCCCUGCCGGAGGAGCUCGCGUUCCAGUGGCUGGAGAAAUACCUGCGAUACGAAACGGAAGUCAACGACAGGAGUCUCGCCGCGAUAAAACUCUUCGUGCAAGAAGUCAUCAAGCUGCCAAGCGUGUUUGAGGUACUGCAAUCUUACCACAAGGACGAUCACGAUGACGAUGUAAAGAAUAUGCAUAUAGAUGCAUGACAACAGACGGAAGCGGGAACUGCUCGAAGAUGAAAGUGAAAUUGUUACUGAUUUUCCAAGAACAUUUUGUUCGCAGCAAUUCAUUUUGCGAGAUAGAUUCCCUUGAAAAUUUGAAUUAUCACAGGUCGAGGGUCUCCUCGAAAUUGAGGUUCUGCAGAAGGCUUCCAAAAGCAACGACAAGGUCGCAAAGAUGGUUGCACUUUUGCAGCUCUUCGUUAGCGGCACCAUUGCCGACCUGGCCGCCUUUAAGUCAAAACACACCGGAUUUUUGCAGGAGCUGGAUGUAUAAUAUUCCCCUUUUUUUGAUAGAUUUUUGCACGUAGUAUCUGGCGCCGCCAACCUGGACAAUUGGAAAUCAAUUUCCUGGUCUUCUUGUUAGCUAGUACAGUGAGACGCAAAAUAUCUCAACAUAGCUAUUGAAAUACCCCAAACAAUUUCUUAUCGGAACUCCACCAGGUCCCCGAAUCCUGCAUUGAGAACAAGCUCCGCGUUCUGACUUUGUGCAGUCUGUGCGAGGGGAGGCAAGAGGUCCCGUUGAAGGAGAUCCGGGAGGCGCUGAAGAUCGAGGAUGUCGACGAUCUGAUCAUCGAGGCCACGCACUACAAUGUGCUGGUGGGCCGCAUCGACGAGGUCAGGCAAAUCUUGACCGUGCAGUCCGUCUUGCAGCGGAAAUUCGGGCAGAAGGAGUGGCAACACUUGGACAACGUGUUGGAAAAAUGGAUGGGCAAGAUCGACCUCCUGAUCGACUCCCUGAAGGUCUCGGCAGAAAAGGAGCGCGCGUCCGCGGGAAAAAUCGGGGGCGCAUAGAAGAACGGUGGAUAGUACCAACUCGAAGGAGGCAUCGGUGUUUGUACAAAUUUUUCCUUGGUCAAAAUAAAAAUGACUGCGCUUCGUAGUUUUCAUGAAGUUGUAAGAAUCAAAAUGCACAUUGAUGAAGCGAUUAUCCUGUAGCUUCAUCGGGCAGGAACUAGAUAAGACCAAGAUUUUGUGCUUGUGCAUUCCUUCCAUAACAAAAAUGCAAACCCACCAGAGAGAUCAUGUCAAAAUGACCCCACGAUCGCAGUUCUUCACAUUGUCACUGUGUCACACGUCGCUCCGCUGAGAAAUUUAUCGCGCAUUUCUUGAUGAUAAAUGGAUUCUCAGACGGACAAGACAAUAUCCUUACACUCUUUUGUUUACACGAAAUGCUUUUACCAUGUCUAGUCCAUGAAUCUUCCGUGUUGCGGAUUUUUACAGGGACGAGAAUCUUCGGGAACAACUGGUAUUAUUCUAACGUACGCUGCAAGCUUGAGCUGGAUCGGAAAAAAACGUAAAAUACCAACAAGCGCUAUGCUGGAGAGAAUGGCUUUGAUGUCGCUCUGAUCAUCUUCUCGAAGCACUGUUCUGAAAAGCCCGUGCUGUUCAUCUUUUUCAAAGGCAAAUGUCAAAAGAU
Amoebophrya sp. A120 is the source of this 3583-nucleotide messenger RNA. The record is from the annotation of a GenBank genome assembly. NCBI's taxonomy places the organism in Eukaryota, Dinophyceae, Syndiniales, Amoebophryaceae.